Messenger RNA from Suillus paluster, 1296 nucleotides. RefSeq lists its product as uncharacterized. The transcript has 5 exons. The record is from RefSeq and is a predicted model, not a curated record. The coding region runs from base 1 to 1296 and encodes 431 amino acids. Lineage: Eukaryota; Fungi; Basidiomycota; Agaricomycetes; Boletales; Suillaceae.
AUGCAGCUCCCACAGGCCAUCAAGACUGUCUCAUUUUUUGUGCCGAAGUUCCACCUACCCGCCCAUAUCGAGCAGUGCCAAACAUUGUUUUCAUUUAAUUUCAAGAGCAGGGUAGGAAGGACUGAUGGAGAGGCACCAGAAUGUGGCUGGGCGAACAUCAACCCUGUCGCUUCAAGCACAAAAGAAAUGGGUCCUGGUGCACGGCGAGACACCCUCAACGACUACUUUGGAGACUCAAAUUCGAAAAAGAUUGUUGGACUUGACAAAUAUGGUGCCACCCUCGAACAAUGGCGGGAGCAGGUAGAGGCUUGGGAGCGUGAUGCUGUGCAACUCAAUCCUUUCGAACGAAAGGCAGAAACUCUUACCAUGGCUUCUGUAUGGCUGGAGCUGGCUAGGGAGGACCAGGUUGACCUUCAAAUGGGGACUUGCCUUGCCCUUGAUGAGGACUGCACCCCUAGUGUGUUGAUCAGUACAGGUUUAGAAAUUGAGGAACAGCACAACACUCUCCAACGGAGGAUUGACACCUGGGUGAAGAUGCAGGAAUUAUACAUGCCAUUUCUCGCUGCACUACAUGCAAGUGAGAGUUCUGUAUCAAACAACGUGGCCGUUGCACCAGAAGCAAUUAAGUUAUGGCUGCCAUCCCAGAUCAGCAGGACUGUGGCUUGUGACGCACGCCUCCAAGACAUUGAAUGGAAGCUGCGGUAUGCGCAAGCUCAUGAUGCGCUCCACUCUCUACGCUCAAACUUACGUGCUCAGUCUGCCAUCCUGAAGUACAAAGACCGCAACCUUCGUGGACAAGGAGCGAACACGAGGGCACAGAAUAUGUUGAAAGCUGUUGAAGCGAGGAUCGAGGCCGCUGCCAGCACUUACAAGCAUGCACAUAAAUCACUCGUGGUUCUUGCACCACAAGUGAAUCAGACCCAGUCUGGGUGGCACUUGUCACUGCGGCCGCUAGACCGAGCUGACAUCCACUCAAUGACAGACUUACUAUGGGGAGAAUUGGAGGGAACAAAAAAGUUGUCAUGGAUCUGGAGUAUGCGGGGAGCGGCUCCCAACGAGAUGGACAAGGACAAUACUCUCGAAGAUAUGCGAAUAGAGUGGUGUAAAGCCAGGGCACGGGCGAUGCACUGGGCAGAAGAGGUGGAAUUGUUGAAGGAGGAGAUGCAAAGGAUCCAGCAAUUUUUUGAGUGGGAUGCACAGUGCUGGGAUGAGCGGGGCCUGGGAAAUGCACUACAAGACACAGACAAACGCAAGGGACAGAUGGCAUAUGCGAAAUGUCAAGCUGUUUUACAUUGA